AUGUUCAACCGCAAGUUCUCCAUCAAUCGCCAUACGGGCGUGCCCAAACCCGAAGCCCGACGCUUCAGUGUCGGGGAACCUUUGCAGAGUGAGGCCCAAUCCAAGACACAUCGUCAGUUUCGAAAUGCCGGCCACAUGCCCCAUGCCGGCCUCGACGCCAGCCGUGCAUCCACCGGCGUCGUCUGGUGCACUGAGCGGGCUAUCGAAUAUGGCUUCCUCGAGGAGCCCGAGGCUUGGGCCAACCUCGGUCAAGGUGCCCCCGAAGUAGAAGACGACAUCGCCGGCUGCUUCCAGAGGCCCAAGUCCAUUGAAAUCUCCCUCGCUGGCCGCGAAUACGGCCCCACAGCCGGUAUCAAGCCCCUCCGCGAGGCUGUUGCUAAUCUCUAUAACACUAUGCACCGCCAGGGCAAGGAAAGUCAGUACACCUGGGAGAACGUCGCCAUCGUCCCCGGUGGCCGAGCCGGUCUUAUCCGUAUCGCUGCUGUCCUUGGUAACUCGUACCUCUCCUUCUUCCUGCCGGACUAUACUGCCUAUAAUGAGAUGCUGUCUCUCUUCAAGAAUUUCGCCGCUAUUCCCGUGCCGCUAUCUGAAGACGACGGAUACCACAUUCAUCCCGAUAAAAUCGCCGAAGAAAUCUCCAGGGGUUCUUCGGUGAUUCUGACCUCGAACCCCCGCAACCCGACUGGACGUGUGGUCCGCAAUCCCGAGCUCGCCGAGAUCCAGGCCAUAUGUCGUGGCCGUGCCACCUUCGUCAGCGACGAGUUUUACUCUGGAUACAAUUACACCAGCGACUGCGACGGGUCAACCAUAUCCGCCGCCGAAAACGUUGAAGACGUCAACGAGGACGACGUCCUGAUCAUCGACGGGCUCACCAAGAGGUUCAGGCUACCCGGUUGGCGGAUCGCUUGGAUCCUCGGUCCCAAAGAAUACAUCAAGGCCAUUGGAUCCUGCGGGAGCUACCUCGAUGGAGGUGCUAGCCAUCCGUUUCAAGAAGCCUCCAUCCCCAUGCUUGAUCCAACUCUGGUCAAGCAAGAAAUGAUUUGUCUUCAAAGACAUUUCCGGGACAAGCGCGACUAUGUCGUGGAUCGACUGUGCGGGAUGGGCUUCAUCAUCCGCAUCGUCCCCGACUCCACAUUCUACCUCUGGCUCAAUCUCGAAGGCCUGCCGGGACCCAUUGCCGAUGGUCUGAAUUUCUUCCAGGCAUGCCUGGAAGAGAAAGUCAUCGUCGUACCGGGGAUUUUCUUCGACUUGAACCCAUCAAUGCGUCGCGACCUCUUUGAUAGUUCAUGCCACCAUUUUGUUCGCUUCUCGUAUGGACCCAAGAUGGAGACCCUAAAAAAGGGCUGCGAUGGUAUCGAGAGGGUGGUGACCAAGUAUAGAACAUCGGUGGGUGGGAGUGCAAUUGAAGAAUCGGUUCUGGACAAGUCGUAGGAGAGUGUCUCGAGAGUGCUAGAUCGGAGAUAGAUUGCAAGAGGGACUAGUAAACUAUACCCAGGGACGCGUUAGCCAUUUGUGUUGUCCGAAACCUGCCAA
Molecule: messenger RNA, 1533 nt
Organism: Sodiomyces alkalinus F11
Lineage: Eukaryota; Fungi; Ascomycota; Sordariomycetes; Glomerellales; Plectosphaerellaceae
Product: PLP-dependent transferase
Exons: 8
Coding region: 1-1431 (476 amino acids)
Biological process (GO): biosynthetic process
Molecular function (GO): pyridoxal phosphate binding
Source: RefSeq, a predicted model, not a curated record